AUGCCAUGGUUAGCAUGUUCGGUGUUGGUGCAGACGAUUGCUGUUGUUGACACUUCGCGCUUGCCGCUUAUCGAGGCAGCGCAGUGGGCGUUGCAAGCAGGUGAUUCCUUCAGCUGCGCUGUGGCGAAGCGUUUCCAGGAUUGUGCUCAACCAUGGGCAGCUGUGGAGGCGUGGCGCUAUGCCGUAGCAAACCUGUUGGCAGCGAGGAAGUUCACAGGAGGCCAACACUUCGAGCUCGCAGAAAGGACGGCAGCUGCCGUCGGCAGAUUUUUCGCGACGCCCGAUGCUGGCAAGUUUACCGAGGCUGCAGAGAAGGUGUCGGAGCUGAGAAGGCAGUUGUCACUGCAGACUCCUCUUUCGUCUGCUCACCCGAUGCUGGACGAGGCAUCCAUUGACUCCGCUGGGCUUGGAGUUCCCUUUCCCCUUGCUGUCGUCCAAAUACCCGCAGAGACCGAGGCAGCAACACUUCAACUGAGGGGUGGUGUGUCAAUGCCGCUGCUUGCCCUCUCGAUCUCCGGACGUGGCAGACCAUCGCUUUCCAACGUGGCAGAAGCUUUGCAGAUGGGAGUCCGGCACUUGCAGGUCUCGCCAAGCGUCGCUGAAGUCGUUGGCCAAGCAAUCUGGAGAAGCAAGGUGAACAAGGCGGAUCUGUUCGUCUCGGUGCUGUGGGAAGGAUUCCUCAACUCUGCUGCCCAGCUCGAGUCCGUGGCAGCGAAGUUGGGGAAGCCGGUGGACAUGCUCAUCCUGCCCAAAGGAGAGGAGGGAGCAGAGUCUCAAACGUGGCGACACCUGGAGAGGCUGAGAGACAAACACAGAGUCGCCACGCUCGGCGUGAAGGACUUCACUCCGCAGGAGGUGGAUGCCUUGCCAAAGCGUGGGGCAGGUGUGGAAUUUGCUCAGUGCGUCUUUACUCCAUAUCGUCCCGGGCCGUCGCGCAACACAUGGAGGGACUUUGGCCAACGCUCCGUCGCACUGGCUGCAACUGGGCUUUUGUCAGACUGGCCACGGCCGCUCCGUCCGACUGAUGAUCCUCACGUACUUGCGAUCGCGGAGCGGACUGGCCGAAGCAGUGCGCAGGUGCUGAUACGCUGGGCUCUUCAGCUCGGGCUGGCGGUGGUGUUUCAUGCUGAUAGGGUCCAGCAUGUCCGCGAGAAUCUGGGAGCAUUGGGCUUCGAAUUGCCUCGGACGGAAAUGCAGCUAAUCAGUGGGUUGGUCACCCUGGCAGAUCCCGUUCCUCCUGGUGAUGGUUUCGGGCAUCCUUACGCUCCACGUGCUGUGGCGAGCGAGCUUUGA
Messenger RNA from Symbiodinium sp. CCMP2456, 1293 nucleotides. The record is from the annotation of a GenBank genome assembly. Lineage: Eukaryota; Dinophyceae; Suessiales; Symbiodiniaceae.